Molecule: messenger RNA, 690 nt
Organism: Solanum dulcamara
Lineage: Eukaryota; Viridiplantae; Streptophyta; Magnoliopsida; Solanales; Solanaceae
Exons: 4
Coding region: 1-690 (229 amino acids)
Source: RefSeq, a predicted model, not a curated record
AUGGGUGGAGUUGAGUUUGAAGGCAUUGUUGACCCUACAUAUGCCGAGCAUUGGUUGGAACAAAUUGAAAGAGUGUUCGAGCAGUUAGAGUGUUCUGAUGAUGCCAAAUUUAAGGCAAAACCUCCUGUUCUUACUUGGAAUAAUUUUGUGAAAGAAUUUCAUAAGAAGUAUGUCCCACCAUCUUAUCAUGAUGCAAAGAAAAAACAGUUCUUAAAUUUAGAGCAAGGAAUUUCAGCUGCUCUUACAUGGGAAAGGAUCGAUAAGGAACAAUCUGGUAGAAAUGAACAUAAGUUUAGGAAAGCUUAUGCAGAUUCGGGAGGUCCAUCAAAAAAGGGGGAGAAUAGAUCAAGUUCCUUUACUGCUAGCACUCCAAGCUCUAGACAAGGCAAGACUCAUAUAACCACUUGUGCACAAUGUGGAAGGAAUCACUUUGGUACUUGUAGAAGAGCUUCUGGUGCUUGUUUUAAUUAUGGUUGCUUCGAUCGUAAGGUGAGGGAUUAUCCUAAUCCUAAUCCCACUUGUUCUCUGCGUACUGAAGGCUCGGUUCAAAAACCUUUUACCACUCCCUCUCAAGGGAAUAGAGGUGCAAGAUCUAGAAACACACAAGAAACAGGUGCAGGUGUAGCCAAUCCAGCUGGUGGGUCAAGAGCUAUAGCACGAGCUUAUGCGAUGAUACAGAGGGAUGAGUAG